Orcinus orca (killer whale) is the source of this 2865-nucleotide messenger RNA. RefSeq names its product Wnt ligand secretion mediator (gene WLS). Gene Ontology annotation, biological process: intracellular protein transport; Wnt protein secretion; Wnt signaling pathway. The transcript is spliced from 13 exons. The coding region runs from base 246 to 1913 and encodes 555 amino acids. Gene Ontology annotation, cellular component: organelle membrane; endomembrane system. NCBI's taxonomy places the organism in Eukaryota, Metazoa, Chordata, Mammalia, Artiodactyla, Delphinidae. The record is from RefSeq and is a predicted model, not a curated record. Gene Ontology annotation, molecular function: Wnt-protein binding.
GUCCACAGGCGGCGGAGCGGCCACAAUCACAGCUCCUGGCAUUGGGGGAGCCCGAGCCGGCUGUGCCGGGGGAAUCCGUGCGGGCGUCUUCCGUCCCGGUCCCAUCCUCGCCGCGCUCCCGCACCCCUGAAGUUUUGCAGCGCCCAGAAAGGAGGCGAGGGAGAAGGGAGCGUGAGAGGAAAGGGAGCAAAAAGCACACCCUAAAACAUUUAUUUCAAGGAGAAAAGAAAAAGGGGGGCGCAAAAAUGGCUGGGGCAAUUAUAGAAAACAUGAGCACCAAGAAGCUGUGCAUUGUUGGUGGGAUUCUGCUCCUGUUCCAAAUCAUCGCCUUUCUGGUGGGAGGCUUGAUUGCUCCAGGACCCACAACGGCAGUGUCCUACAUGUCAGUGAAAUGCGUGGAUGUCCGUAAAAACCAUCACAAGACAAAAUGGUUAAUGCCUUGGGGACCCAACCAGUGUGACAAGAUCCGAGACAUUGAGGAAGCGAUUCCAAGGGAAAUCGAAGCCAAUGACAUUGUGUUUUCUGUUCACAUUCCCCUCCCCUCCAUGGAGAUGAGUCCUUGGUUCCAGUUCAUGCUGUUUAUCCUGCAGCUGGACAUUGCAUUCAAGCUGAACAACCAAAUCAGAGAAAAUGCAGAAGUUUCCAUGGAUGUUUCCCUGGCUUACCGAGAUGAUAUGUUUGCUGAGUGGACUGAAAUGGCCCAUGAGAGAGUGCCCCGGAAACUCAAAUGUACCUUCACCUCCCCCAAGACCGCAGAACAUGAGGGCCGUUACUAUGAAUGUGACGUCCUUCCUUUCAUGGAAAUUGGGUCUGUGGCUCAUAAGUAUUACCUUCUAAACAUCCGGCUGCCUGUGAAUGAGAAGAAGAAAAUCAAUGUUGGGAUUGGAGAGAUUAAGGAUAUCCGGCUGGUGGGAAUUCACCAAAAUGGAGGCUUCACCAAGGUGUGGUUUGCCAUGAAGACCUUCCUUACACCCAGCAUCUUCAUCAUUAUGGUGUGGUAUUGGAGAAGGAUCACCAUGAUGUCUCGACCCCCUGUGCUUCUGGAAAAAGUCAUCUUUGCCCUUGGGAUUUCCAUGACUUUUAUCAAUAUCCCAGUGGAAUGGUUUUCCAUUGGGUUUGACUGGACCUGGAUGCUAUUGUUUGGCGAUAUCCGACAGGGCAUCUUCUAUGCAAUGCUUCUCUCCUUCUGGAUCAUCUUCUGUGGUGAGCACAUGAUGGAUCAGCAUGAACGGAAUCACAUAGCAGGGUAUUGGAAGCAAGUCGGACCAAUUGCUGUGGGCUCUUUCUGCCUCUUCAUAUUUGACAUGUGUGAGAGAGGGGUACAACUCACGAAUCCCUUCUACAGUAUCUGGACUACAGAUGUUGGAACAGAGCUGGCUAUGGCCUUCAUCAUUGUGGCUGGCAUCUGCCUCUGCCUCUACUUCCUGUUUCUGUGCUUCAUGGUCUUUCAGGUGUUUCGGAACAUCAGCGGGAAGCAGUCCAGCCUGUCGGCCAUGAGCAAAGUCCGGCGGCUGCACUAUGAGGGGCUAAUUUUCAGGUUCAAGUUCCUCAUGCUUAUCACCUUGGCUUGUGCUGCCAUGACUGUCAUCUUCUUCAUCGUUAGUCAGGUGACUGAAGGCCAUUGGAAGUGGGGCGGCGUCACGGUCCAAGUGAACAGUGCCUUUUUUACAGGCAUCUAUGGCAUGUGGAACCUGUAUGUCUUUGCUUUGAUGUUCUUGUAUGCACCAUCCCAUAAGAACUAUGGGGAAGACCAGUCUAAUGCUUCCUCACCUGUAAAGCUGGCAAGACCAGAGUUCCUGCCUCGGAGGGCUCUCGUGAGGAUUAAAUACGGCAAAAACUGCAUGGUCGUGUCAAUAGACGCAGAAGACGCAUUUGACAAAUUUCAACCAUCACGUAUAAAGCAUCAAGAAUAGCGUCAGGCACAAAGCGAUCUGGGUGUCCACAGUGGGGAAGAACUCCAGCUCACCACCACUAUCACCCACGUGGACGGACCCACCGAGAUCUACAAGUUGACCCGCAAGGAGGCCCAGGAGUAGGAGGCUGCAGCACCCAGCUGGGACUGUCCCCCACGCCCCAGCCCCGCUAACUAGAGUGGGGAGCGUGCCAGAGAGCUCCACGUGCAAAUGAAUGCUCUGUCUCUUAGCUGUGGUUUACUUGGACCAGCAGCGUGGACGUUUGUCAGCUUGCCUUCUGAUGGUAACUCUUGGAGGAAGAUUCCUGCAGCCACUAAUGCAUUGUGUAUGAUAACAAACCCUCUGGUACGACACAUGUUCUGUGAUCAUUGUUAAUUAGUGACAUAGUAACAGCUGUAGCAGGUGGUUAGUCAACCUCAUGUGUUGGGGGUGCACUCCUUGGGGGAUGGUUUGGGCCAGAUGGGGUCUAUAUGGAGUGGAAUAUUUUAUUCUUUUUUUUUUUCCUGUUUUAGAUUCUAGGAUAGAGUUUAACAUUCUUUGCUGUCCGAGAUGGGCUGGUGUCAUAGUCUUCUUAGUCCGUGACCACUUUUUUUUCCCUAUUUAUAUCACCAAGUAGCCUAUCGAGUUAAUAUUUAAGUUGUCAAUAGAUAUGUGCCCUUAUUUUUUACGGCAUAAUAUAAAAUAACUGAAUUUCAUGAGAAGGUCUGUUACACCAGGGGCAUUUCAGCUUUGAAACCAAAUCUGUAUAUCCAAUACUAACCAGUCUGUUGGAUGUGGGUUUUAAAAAAUGUUUGCUAAACUACCCAAGUAGGAUUUAUUGUAUUAAAUGGCCUCUGGGUCUGAAAAGCUUUUUUAACCUCUUGCUUAAAAUGUGUUUUCUUUUGAUAAGAUGCUUCAAACAGCCUCCGGAAGUGUAGAUCCGAUCAUUUAAAUAAACCUGUAUGUAUAUGCA